GAGCCGCGCCCUUCUUUGCAAAACUUGAGCUCAAUGGCUUCUCCUGAACGAGCAGACAAUACAAAUCAACUGCAAAUUACUGAUCUUACUAAGGUACUUCAAUUACUCAAAAGACAUGGUUAUUCAGGGACCACAUACUAUGAGCUUGGUCUGUUUUUUGGUCUAUCUCCUGCUACACUAGAUAUCAUUACAAAGAAUAACAGAGAUGAUGUUAAGAGCUGUCUACGUGAAUGUCUUACUAAAUGGUUAGAGAAAGCUGACAAGAUACAGGAGACUAAAGGUGGUCCGUCUAUUUAUUCAUUGGUAUCAGCAUUGAGGGAAUUAGAACAAAAAGCAGUUGCUGAUAAAAUAGAUAAGGAGAUCCAUCCUGCUUGUAAAAUUUUUGCUCCUUAUACCUCAAACCAAUUUCUUGUGACUGCAUUACCUCAGUUUACUGCAUUGUUGU
Molecule: messenger RNA, 445 nt
Organism: Amphimedon queenslandica
Lineage: Eukaryota; Metazoa; Porifera; Demospongiae; Haplosclerida; Niphatidae
Exons: 3
Biological process (GO): signal transduction
Molecular function (GO): protein binding
Source: RefSeq, a predicted model, not a curated record